This is a messenger RNA of Aspergillus versicolor CBS 583.65, 1545 nucleotides long. RefSeq names its product cytochrome P450. Bases 1 to 1545 code for a protein of 514 amino acids. NCBI's taxonomy places the organism in Eukaryota, Fungi, Ascomycota, Eurotiomycetes, Eurotiales, Aspergillaceae. Gene Ontology annotation, molecular function: oxidoreductase activity, acting on paired donors, with incorporation or reduction of molecular oxygen; iron ion binding; heme binding. The record is from RefSeq and is a predicted model, not a curated record. The transcript is spliced from 3 exons.
AUGAUAUACGCCUACCUAUUUGCAUUGCUAGCUGCACUAUUACUAUGGAAGAAGAGGGAUACAAAACAACCUGGAACCCCCAUUCCAGGUCCACCGGGCACUCCAAUCCUGGGAAACCUCCUCGACAUUCCCCCCAAACACUCCUGGCUCAAAUUCAAAAAAUGGGCCGAUAAGUACGGUCCCAUCUUCCAGCUCGAUCUCGCAGGGCGAAAACACGUUGUUCUCUCAACCGAGAAGAUCGCUAAUGCCCUGCUUCGGGAGCGAGGGUCGCUUUACUCUUCCAGGGAGUAUCUGCCCUUUGCAUCGGGGCUGCUGUCGCAUAAUCUCAGGCCUCUUUUUCUUCCUUAUAAUGAUCUCUGGCGAAAGGGACGGAAGUUGAUGCACCAGCUCACAACAAACACCGCCGCGAGCAGCUACGAGCCUGUUCAGGACUAUGAGUCGAAAAGACUACUUGCCUCUUUACUGAAGAAUCCCGCUGCAUACGAGAAGUGGUUCGAGCUGUACGCGUCCAGCGUUGUGUACCGGAUUGGAUUCGGGCGCUGGAUCGAGACGGGCGACGAGCCGGAUUUUAAACGCAUCAUUGGCGUGGGAAAGACCGUGGAGAGGGUUGCGUCGCCGGGGGCGUAUCUGGUUGAUUCGUUCCCUGUGUUGAAUAUUCUUCCGUCGUUUCUGGCGCCGUUUAAGCGGGAGGCUGCGCGGUUGCAUGCGGAGGAGCUGGGUCUGUUUCGGAAGUUGCAGCAGGAUGUUCGUGAUGAUAUCGACAAAGGACAGGGGAGCAGGUCAUUCACCAAGACGUUCCUGGACAAUAAAGAGGGAUACGGGCUCUCGGAUGACGAGGCAGCAUAUGUGAUUGGAACGCUGUUUGAAGCAGGCAGUGGCACCACCGCCGCGGCCAUGAUGUCGUUCUGUCUGGCCAUGGUGCACCACCCUGAGUGGCAGGUGAAGAUGCAGACUGAAAUCGACGAUCAAGUCGGCGACAGGAUCCCCGAAUUCAGCGAUAUCCCAAAUCUACCCACCGUCCGCGCUGUCAUCAAAGAAGUCCUACGAUGGAGACCAGUUACAGCCGGGAAUGUCCCACACCAACUCAUCCAAGACGACAGCUACAACGGCCACUUCUUCCCCAAGGGCACAGUCUUCCACGCCAACCAGUGGGCUAUCCACCGGGACGCUGGAAUAUACCCAGACCCCGAGACAUUCCGCCCAGAGCGCUGGCUUGAGCGCGGCUAUCCGACGUACCAGGAGCCAUUAACCAAAUUCCCCAACAUGCAGAACUACUCGUGUUUCGGGUUCGGGCGCAGGAUCUGCCCGGGGCAGAGUAUCGCAGAGCGGUCGUUGAAUAUCCUGACGGCGAGGAUUGCGUGGGCGAUGACGUUGCGCUGUAAGAGGGAUGCCAGUGGGAAAGACAUACUACCUCCGCUGUAUGAUUAUAGGGCAGGGUUUAAUGUCCAGCCUGAGAGGUUUGGCUUUGACGUUGUUGCGCGUUCGUCAGAGAGAGAAAGACAGGUUGAAGCGAUAUCUGACCAGGCAAGGCUGGCGAGAGGGUAA